Messenger RNA from Exophiala xenobiotica, 651 nucleotides. RefSeq lists its product as uncharacterized. The coding region runs from base 1 to 651 and encodes 216 amino acids. The transcript has a single exon. NCBI's taxonomy places the organism in Eukaryota, Fungi, Ascomycota, Eurotiomycetes, Chaetothyriales, Herpotrichiellaceae. The record is from RefSeq and is a predicted model, not a curated record.
AUGGCAUCCGACCCAUCUCAGCUCCCGCCAGGUUUCGAGAUCCCAGGCCAAAAUACCCUCAUCGCUCAUGCGUCAAUCAUGUGCCUGGUCUUCGUCCUCUUCAUACCGAUCGCGGCACUUACCGUGCGUGCGCCUCUCAACAAAAUUCGAGUGACCAGACUUCACGCACCAGUUCAAAUUGCGAACGUCGUUCUCGCCGUGGUUGGCAUGGGCUUGGGCUCUUCGGUCGCCACGACUCGCCACAUCCCCAAAGGCUCGACGCCCCACAUCUUGCUGGGCUAUGUGAUUGUCGGUCUCCUUGUCGCGGUGCAGCCGGUCCUGGGUAUCCUGCAGCACUUGUACUUCCGCAAGGCUGAGCGACGUGGAAUCUUCGGCUGGAUCCAUUUGCUCCUUGGGCGCUUAAUCUUGAUCCUUGGUUUGGUCAAUGGUGCAAGAGGGUUCAAGUUGGCCCGCGAUGGGGAGACGGCAUCGUACUAUGCGGUUCUUGGGUUGGUAUGUGCCGCUUAUAUUGGUGUGUUGCUUUGGGAUUGGCGAGGUCAGAGAUAUUGGAAAGAUAGGAAGUCCGCAAGGUCAGAUAUGCCGAACACAGACUCUACGAACGCUCGUAGGCCUGGCGACGAAGAGAUUGACCUGCACAGUCGAGCAGGAUAG